AUGGAUAAUCCAAUAGCCGCAAACAUCCUAGGAACCGCCGGCGCAGUCUGCUGGUCCAUCCAGCUCAUCCCCCAAAUCAUCAAAAACUACCGCCUCCAUAGCACCAAGGGCCUCCAUCACACAAUGUACAUAUCCUGGGCCAUUGCCGGCAUCCCCCUCGGCGUCUACAACCUCGCCCAAGACCUCAACGUAGCCCUCCAAGUCCAGCCCAACAUCCUCAUCUUUCUCAGCCUCGUCGCCUGGGCCCAGUGCAAAUACUACGGCGAUCGUUGGCGCUUACCCCGCGUGCUGCUCGCCACGGCCCUGGUCGGCGCUUUGAUCGGCGGCGUGGAGGCCGGGUUGUAUUUCGCGCUGAGGUUAGGAAAGAGGAGGGGGGUCGAGUGGCCUUUGACGUUGAUGGCUGUGUUGGCUGCGCUGUUGCUUGCCGUUGGCGUGUUACGGUAUUAUUGGGAGAUUUAUCGGGCGAGGUCCGUUCAGGGUAUUUCGUACUUGUUUGUCUCUAUCGAUGCUGGUGGGGACCUUGUUUCCAUUCUUGCUAUCUUGUUUAGCCCGCGGAUUGAUGUUGUGGGUAUCGUCGUCUACUCGGUCGAGUUGGUACUUUGGAUCGGGAUUGGACUCUUGGGCGUUCAUUAUAGGCUGCGGGUGUGGAUAUGCAAGAAGCUGUCGAAAGAAGAAGAAGGAGGAGAAAACAGUUGA
This is a messenger RNA of Scedosporium apiospermum, 696 nucleotides long. RefSeq names its product PQ loop repeat protein. Bases 1 to 696 code for a protein of 231 amino acids. The record is from RefSeq and is a predicted model, not a curated record. Lineage: Eukaryota; Fungi; Ascomycota; Sordariomycetes; Microascales; Microascaceae. The transcript has 2 exons.